AUGUCAACAUUUUAUAGUGAUCUAGCAAAAGAAAUAGAAGACGAAGAUACCCCAUUCAAUUAUAAUGGAAGUCUAAAUGAAGACAAUGAUCUCGAUGAUCUACUAAAUUCACUUGAUCAGAAAAAUGAUUUAAAAGCUCGGAAGCCAGUCAUUAAGCAGAAUGGUGAUUCAAAUUCCCUCUCAGAAUUCGGAAGACAUACCGAAAAGACUAAAAGCCAAACAAAAUCUUCCAAGACUAUCCUUGAUGCACUUAUAGACCCAUUUGAUGUUUCAGACCCUGUUUUCGCAAAGACAGAAAAACCUGCUUAUAAAUUAAAUCCUGAAUUUGCAGAUGAAUCUAAACGACGUCCUAAUUCAUCGACUCCUAAAAGAACAGUUCGAUUUUUGGACGACGUUGGAAGCGAACACCAGGAUGUAUCUGGUAACAGGCAGUCUGGUGACUCAUCUGGUUUUGAUCAAUUUGAUUUAGACAUACAAACACCUAAAACGUUAUGCAAUAAUAAUAACUCUAGUUCAAUUAGACCUCAAACAGCUCCAACAUCAUCAGAAUUCGGAAAAUUCACAUUUAAAGCUUUACUUGAUGAUGAUGAUAGCAAUAAUAAUAAUAAUAAAAGCUCUUCAAAUCAAAUUCUUAAUCUUUUAUCCGAUGACAAAUUAAUUGACAAUUCAAAAUCAAUUAAAUCUACUCGAUCUCAUACACGUCGUCCUUCAUCAUUAGAAUCGAUUCAUCCAAUCCCAAUCACUCAACUACCAAGUGAUUUCGACAAAUUAGAAAUUGAUCGUCCACGUUCAACAUCCUCCUCAAUAUCAUCAUUUGAUAGAAAAAAUACAAAUUAUGAAUCUAUAGAGUCAGAAGCCCAAAUUAAACGUCUUGAAAUGGAACGUGAUAAUUUAAUUAAUUUAUUAGAAUUAAUUAAAAAACAACAUCGUGAAGAAUUAUCAAUUAUGGAACAAACUUUAAAAACUAAAUUAGAUUUGAUUAAAGAAAGUGCAGAACGUAAAGAGAAUCGUCUUAAAGAAGAAAUCAAUUACCUUGAAAUACAGAAUCGUGAACGAUUAAUUCAAAUUGAAGAGAAACGUGAUCAUUUAUUAACAGAUUUAACAAAUAAAUUAAAUGAAGCACAUCAAACACAUCAACGUGAAUUGAAUGAAUUAAAACAUUCACAUAAUGAAGAAAUUGAAAUGUUAAAAAGACAUCAUCAAGAAUUAAUAGAUCGACUAAAAUCUGCAUCACAACUUGAAAUACGUACAAUCACUGAAUUACAACCAAAUAGUGAACAAUUAAAAAAUCUUUUAGAUCAAAUCAAAACUACUUUAAUAGAUUUAAGUAGAUCACAACAAGAACAAAUAAAAAAUACAACAAUACGACAUGAUCAAUUAACAAGACGUGAAGAAGCAUUACGUAUACUUGAAGAUAAAUUAAAUCAACGUGAAACUUCAUUGGAUUACGAACGAAAACAGAUAGCAGAUUCAUUUUCUAAAUUAGAAAUUCAAUUUCGUGAACAUACUAAAUUGGCUACAGAUGAUAGAUGGUUAACAAAACAAGAACAUGAUAGAUUGGCAAAAAUUCAAAUUAGUUUAGAAGAGGAGAGACGUUGUCUUAUUGAACAGUCAGGUAGAGCACGUGCUGAAAUGCAACAAUUAGUAUCUACUUUCAUCAAUGAACAUCGUAAUGCUCAAGCAAAAAAUUUAGAAGAACGUAAUUUAAUCGCCGAAGAACAUCAACGUCUACGUACAGAACAAUUAAAUUGGGAAGCGAAACAAAAAUCAGAUGAAUUAGCUUUAAAAAAGGCUAAAGAAGAUAUUGAUGCAAUGAAAGAGACAUUAGCAGUGGAACGUCAAUCAUUAAAUGAAAAAAUGAAUAAAUUAAGAAUUGAUGAAGUGAAAUUAGAAGAAACUAGACGACAAUUAGAUAUUGUUAGAUGUGAUCUUGUUCGUGAACAAGAAGUGUUAACACAUCGUGAAGAAUAUUUAGAUCAACGACAAGAUGAAUUAAAUAAACGUGCUGAAAUUUUAAAUCAAACAGAGAAACUUUUAAAAGAAUCUGAAAUUCGACAUCGUCGUUUACAAGAUGAACAAAAUAAACAAUUCACUGAACUACAAGAAAGAAAUCAUAAAUUACAUGAAGUUGAAAAACAACUUGUUCUUGAGAAAAAACAAUUAGCACAACAAAUGGAUAAAUUAGCUAAAUGUAAAUUAGAAACAGAUAAUCAUUUAAAACAAUCAAUGUGUUUAAAUUGUCGUAUACCAGUUAAAGAAAAUGGUUCUACACAUCGUUUACAUUAUAAAUUAGAUAAUGAUAAUACAGUAAUGAAAACAAAUCAAAAACGUAUGAUAACAAUGAAUGGAAAUAAGAAAGAAUUAAGUAAUGGCACAUGGAAUGAUGUUUCACAGUUACAUACUUCUCAAGAUCGAGAAUCUAUUCAUUUAAAUGAUGAAUGAGAAGAUACAAAAUAAAAAAAAUUGUUUAUUUUUAAAUAAUCCUUAGAUACUACUACUAUUAUGAAUAUAUGUGAAUAGGAAACAGUUUAGUUUGUUUCUUUGACUUGAUUCACUUCUCCUUUACUCUAUUUAUCUCACUCCUUAUCUCUCAAUCUCUCCCCCCCACCUCUCUAUCCCUAUCUCUCUCUAUGUAUGAUUCCCUUUACCUAUAUUAUUCUAUGUUUCUAUUUAAAAGUAAG
Molecule: messenger RNA, 2681 nt
Organism: Schistosoma spindalis
Lineage: Eukaryota; Metazoa; Platyhelminthes; Trematoda; Strigeidida; Schistosomatidae
Source: the annotation of a GenBank genome assembly